Messenger RNA from Chiroxiphia lanceolata (lance-tailed manakin), 6187 nucleotides. It is a transcript of the gene RAB11FIP1, whose product is annotated as RAB11 family interacting protein 1. The coding region runs from base 1 to 4152 and encodes 1383 amino acids. The record is from RefSeq and is a predicted model, not a curated record. Gene Ontology annotation, molecular function: small GTPase binding. Gene Ontology annotation, cellular component: intracellular membrane-bounded organelle. Gene Ontology annotation, biological process: regulated exocytosis. The transcript has 6 exons. Lineage: Eukaryota; Metazoa; Chordata; Aves; Passeriformes; Pipridae.
AUGGCGGCCCCGGGCUGGGCGCCCACCCACGCGCGGGUGACGGUGCUGCGGGCGCGGGGGCUGCGCUCCAAGGCGGCGGGCGGCGGCGGCAGCGACGCGUACGCGGUGAUGGCGCUGGGCCGCGACAAGUUCCGCACGUCGGUGGCCGAGCGGUGCCGGGGGGAGCCGCUGUGGCGGGAGGAGGCCACGUUCGAGCUGCCGCCGCGGCCCGCGCUCCGCCUCACCGUCCUGCACCGCGCCCUCACCGGCGCGGACAAGUUCCUGGGCCGGGCGGAGGUGGAUCUGGCGGCGCUGAGGGACGACGGAGGGCGGCGGCACACCAGGUGGUACAAGCUUCGCUCCAAACCGGGGAAGAAGGAAAAGGAGAGGGGGGAGAUCGAGGUGGACAUCCAGUUCAUGAGGAGCAGCAUGACAGCCAGCAUGUUUGACCUGUCCAUGAAGGACAAGCCUCGCUCUCCCUUUGGGAAGCUCAAAGACAAGCUCAAGGGCAAGAGGAGCAGCGGCCUCUCGGACACGGCGUCGGCGAUCGUUCCCAGCACGAGCCACUCCCCCGCCGACAGCGAGGACGAGGCGGUCGAGAAGGAAAAGAAGAAAUCCAAGUUCAAAGCGCUGUUCUCCAAACCUGGGCUGCAGAAGACCCUGUCCCAGUCCAUGUCAGUCCUGCCCACGCAGCAGCCCGUCACCCAGAAGGUUCGGCUUCGGCCCAGCGACUUCCAGCCCCAGUGGGAUGAGGAGGAGUCUGAGACCUCUCCGACCUCAGAACGAGCCCUUGGAAAUGCCCUGGAAGAGAAGCCAGCUCCUUCUCCUCUGUUUAAAUCUCGUAAGACAGCCCUUUUGGACAGCAGGCAGCUAACCCAAGGCACCAGUAACCACACCAAGAAGGAAGGGCUCUCUUUGUUCAGUGGCCUGAAAUCCAAAAGCGAUCCCGUUUCCAAGUCUAGCCUGUGUAUCAACGGCAGUCACGUUUAUAUGGAAGAGACCACGACGAAGGACAACGCUCCAGCCUCCUCUCCCUCUCCUCUCAACUUCAGGAGGAAGCAGCUCUUUGCUUCAGAGGAGAACCUGUCCUCCAGGUCCAGCAAACCACCUGAAGAGACAGGAAGAACCUCUCCUAGUCAGGCUUUCUCUGGGCCCACGUCCUUGGAGACCUUCAAAUCCAUGACUCUGCCGUCGUACAAACUGCUGAGCAGUGAGGAGCCCCUGGACACCAGCGUUCCCCCGAGCACCGAGGCUGUGAGGGAGCCCAAAAAACCAGACCACAAAAAGUCUGCCCUGCUCUCCCUGGUCACUGGGAAGAAAGAAGUGGGGAAGAUGGGAGAUGCUGACAGUAUUCCUGACAGGACCCUGCAGAGCGAGGAGAACAAAAUUCCAGAAGAGAACAGUGAAGAGGAGGCCAAAUGUCUUGAACCCCCAGCAGAGCUGGGCAGAGGGGACCCAUCAGGAGACACUCAGAGCACAGAAGACACCUUUGCAAACAAGCGGCCGCUCGGCCCUGGUGAGGAGGAACAGAAACCCGAAAAAGCUGCUGCCCCAGCCAAGACCAAAGCUGUGAAGCCCACAGUGAAGCCCAGACUGGGCCUGUCUCCAGAGGAGGAACCCAAAGCCACGCUUCCUACUCUUGCACCUGACCCCCUCCCUGCUUUUCUUUCUGUGCACCGUAUCAGCAGUGCCAAUAAUCCUUUUGUUUCUAAAAUGGGGCAGAAAGUCCAAGUACCAGACUCUGAAAACAUCACUAGUUCUUCUGCCUCUCUCACUUCUCCUGCUUUUGCUGCAGAGCUUUGGAAUGGCAAGAACCCCUUUACUCCCGAGUGGGACAGGGCAUCCACAGCCCUGGAUCCCGAUGGGAUUGCCCCUUUCCCUUCAUCCCAUCGUCUUCCAGCCUCUGUUCCCAAAGCAUCUCUUCCUGGGCAGGUCUCUGCCAGGGGUAAUAAUCCCUUUGCUGCUGACUGGGGGCAGGGUCCUGAGAGCUCUGCUGUGGGGGCUCCCCGGGGUCUCUCUCUCCCCCACACACCUUCCCUCCCCUCUGGUUGUCACUUCAAUGACAAUAAUCCCUUCGUGUCCAAGCAUGGGGGGCAGGCAGGUGUGCCAGGUUUCCAGAGUGUUGCUGGUUCUUCCCCUUCCUACCUCCCUCGUGGUGAGGACUGUUCCUCAGCAGGACACCCAAGUCACGAUGCUUCAGGGGGCUCUGCAGAUGUGGCUGUAACUAGAGGUGUCACAGCUGUGCCAGACCCUCUUGGCACCUUGUCUGAUCCCCCUUCUGACCCUCCUGGGCUGGCUCAGAAGCAGCACUGGGAUUCUCCCCAGCUUCACCCUGAGGAUUCUUUGGAAAGCUCUCAGCUGGGUGGUGGGAAAUCCGUGUCCUUUGUCCUGGGUGGAUUGCAGGGUGUUACAGCAGGUGAUGGAGGUUUGGGUGGGCAGGAAGGUGGAGAGCAGUGCUCUGAUUCCACUGGCAGGUUGGGUCCAGGGGCAGCAGGGGGGCGGGCAGGGUUUGGUGGGGAGCUGGGAGCAGGGCACUGCCCAUCAGCAGAGCUCUGCAGUGACAGCACAGGCCCCCUCCAGAACAGCGAGCCCACCGUGGAGGUCACUGGUGCAAACGCUGAGCCCUGCACAAGGGGUGACACAGGUUGUGCAUCUCUCUCCAAGUCUGGUUACAGCCUCGUGCCAGUGACCAGAGCUGGGAGUGAGCCCGGGGAGGAGCAGGAGGUCUGUGCUGGAGAGCAAUGGGCAGAGUGUGCACCCCCCUUAGAGCCUCAGGCAGCUCCACUGGCUAAAAUCGACUCACUUCCCCAGGUCAGAGCAGCCCUGGGAGCCUGCUCGGUGUCCCCUCGGGAAGCAGAUGCAGAGAGGGAUGGCAAUGAGGUCCUUUUCCCACCAAAGCCAGCCCCAAGGAGGGCUGUGGCACUGAGGAAGGGCCCAUUGGUUUCCCAGGCUGAGUUAAAGGGUGAUGCUCCUUCUUCAGGUGAUGGUGUAAAAUCCACACCUGGGCUCCUGUUACCUGCUGGUGAAGCCUCAGCUGCUCGUGGGUGCCUCCCCCAAAGUGGCUCCUCUGAGACUGUCCCUCCUCCAGUGACACCUGGAGGUGAUAGGCCUUUAAAAAACGAAGGUGAGGACGAUUUAUCUGCCGGUCUCACGAGUCUCAGGGCUGCCAUUCCCGUUCCUGGAGACCGCGGCUCCAAAGUGGCCAGUUUGCCAGUGAUCCUGGAGGGAGGCUCCGAUGAUGAGCUGCUGGGGGACUGCCAGGAGGGCCGUGGGCUCACUGCAGGUGAUGAAGGUGUUUCAGGGCCUGGAGAGCAGCCCCCAGGUCUGGCACCUUUGCAUGGAAUGCUCUCUGAGAGCUCAGCUGCAGCCCCCACGACCCUGGCUGCUCCGGGAGGAGAAGGAGGAGAAAGAGGUGUUCCUGGUGCUUGUAAACCAGGCGGAUCACCCGUGCUGCCUGCUGCAGUGGGUGCUCCCAGGGUCAGUGUCCAGGGAGCUGACUCAGGCUUAGGUGUGACGUCUCAUUCCAGGGAGUGCAGCAGUCAUUUUGAGAAACAGGAGCUGGAAACCAGUGCGGGUGUUGAGGAGCCUGCAGAGCGUGACCUCUCUCAGCCUUCUGCUUCCUCUUCCUCCCUCUCGAGUCCUUGCCACCUCUCCUCUUCCUCUCACUCCCUUCUCUCUGACACCCCAAGUCGUAGAGCAGAGUCUCCGAAAAAGCCAACAGCCGAGGGCUUCGCAGAUAAAGCGGGAAAUUCGGGCAAGAAGAAGCUUCUCCAGGCACGGGUUUCACCCUCUGAAACGUUCCCUAACCAAACCCCGCGGGGUGGUGAAACCGUGUCUCCCAAGCACAGACUCCAUCCUGUGAAGCCAAUGAAUGCCAUGGCAAACAAGUCUCAGAGUAAAAACCUGAAUGUCAUCAGCACCAUGAACGAAAAACUGCUGGAAAUGAGUGUGAAGAAAUACGAGCCCUCAGACCCUGCCUACGCCUAUGCCCAGCUGACACACGACGAGCUGAUCCAGCUGGUGCUGAAGCAGAAGGACACGAUUACCAGGAAGGACGUCCAGGUGCGGGAGCUCGAGGACUACAUCGACAACCUGCUCGUCAGGGUCAUGGAGGAGACCCCCAACAUCCUCCGUGUUUCCAUGUCUGGGAACAAAAAAGCUGGGAAGAUGUGAAGGGUCUGGGCACGCUGGAGAAGAAAGGCUGAGUUCCCACCAGAGGAGCCGGUGUGGAGCCGGUGGUGCCGCCCCUGGAAAAUGACCUUUUUCCUGUUUCUGCCUUGAGCAACUCUCGGGUUGAUUAGUAGUUCCAUCAGCUCUUGUAAUGGAGUCACCUUAUCAUAUUUAUUAUUUGUUUUCUUCCCAUUGUCUGGGAAGAUCAGGCAUUAAUCCAAAGGCUGGUAGUGAUGGAAGGGAGGAGGGUUUUUGAUGUGUUUUGCUUCCCCAGCAAGGCACUGAUGAUCCUUUAGGAAGAUUGGUUUUUUUAAUGGUUUUGUUUUGUAGCAGCUCUGAUAGAUCAGUUACUCUUCUUUCCAUAUCUGAAGUUGUAGUGCAAUAUGGAGCCUUGUACAGUAGAGCUUGAAGAUUUGAUUGUUUUUAAAAUAAUAACUAACUACACUGGAGAAGUCCAAAGAUGUCCCAGCUUCAGACCUGGGCUGUAAUUUAAAAGAAAUUAAUGCCCUGAAAGUUGAACCUAAGUUAAAAGAUUAGAAAGGAAGAAGCAAAUCUCAGUUCAAGUGGAUGUUGUUCCAAAGAGUUCUCCAAGGGGAGUUUUGCAGGUUUUUUGGUGUAGGAGACGUUGAUGUUCACGGUACAUCUCUACCAUAGGAAUGGCAACAAUGGAUUUGGACCAAAGGUACCUUGCUGCUCAGAGGGGGAGGAAUCCUGUGGAGCUGAGGGGUGGUGGUUUUGCUGGACAAUCAGUGGAGACAGGGCUGUUCUCCUCCCCACCCCACAGCAGGAGCAGCUCAGUGCUGCUGAGCAGCCACCACAACCUCCUCCUCCUCCUCCUCCUCCUCCUCCUCCUCCUCCUCUGAAAACUAAAUGUGACUUUUUAUUUUUUUUUUAAGCGAGCUCUUGUCAAAGAUCAAAAAAAGAAAAUAAAGAUCAGAUGCCUCUUUGCACCUCUGGGAUUUACCAGGGCUGGGAGAGUCUAUAAAGGGCUUAGAAGGAAGUUGGAAUACAGAGUGGGGAGCAGAGGACCAAAGCUUCAUGAGGACCAAAGCUUAAAGCUUUCCAACCUUAAUUCUGUGGAAGUAAACACUCCCACCUUUGGAAGUUGUUGGGUUAUUGGCUCUCACCCCUGGCUCAGGGCUGAGUUUCUAACUCACUUUUUCUACAGCAAAGCACUUUACAGCUGGCUGGACUCUCACCCUGUGAGCAGUCUGCCUACAAUUGUCAGAAACCACUGGAAACCACUGGAGAUCUCAAAUACUGUAUUUUUGUAGCAAAGAGCAGUUUAAUAUAUUUGCCUGGAGAUGUAAACAUUUAUUAGGAAAAUCAAAAAAGUGCUGUUAAUGACAUUUUUAUUCCUCUAAACUGACCUACUACCAAAGUCUGGAGCUUCUCUGGCAGAGCUGCCCCUUAGGGGGAGCUCGACCUGAAACAAGCCUUAAGUUCAAGAGUCUUCCAAGACUUCAGGUACUUCUUUUUCCUCAUUUUAGUGUUAUUUGAGCAGUGUCUGCAACAAGGGGGGUUCUCUCUUUUCUCUUGUACCCUCUGCUGUGAAUGAAGGGUCCCAAAUGCAGGCGGGGGUGGUUUAAUCCUGAGUGGUGCUGGUUGGCCUUGCUGAAACUGCUGCUGCUUCUUGUGCCUUCUUGAGGGAGGAAGAUGAAGGAUUGAUUUGUUUCCUCCUUGUGCCUCGGUGGAUCUCUGGAAAAGAGGAUCCUGUACCUCACUGACAGAUUUGGACUUUAGACUUUUAUUCCUUGGCUUUUCUGAUCUGGGUCACAAAGGAGAGCCGUUUGUGCCUUGGACCUUGUUUUUAUUGAUAACACUUCUUAAAACCUUCCUUUGGUGUGCGGGGACUGGCAUUUUAUUUCCUUUAAGGGCCUUAAGAAUCACAUAUAUUGUUUUAUUAUUACUGAAGGAUCUCAAUGUAUUUCCCCCCCAGUUUGUACUCUCUGCUUUUUAGCCCAGGUACUGUUUUGUUUUUAAACACCUUUUUUUGGUUUUCAUGGAACACUAAAAAUAAAAAACACCUUAAACCCAC